AUGGAGGACAGAAUAGGCUUCGAUAUCAAUGAAUCGUUGAAACAUUAUCUCAGCGACCCUGCUUCAGUCCCUACCCCGGAUGCUGACCCGGAACUUUUUGAUUGCGAAAAUGACCCCGAACUGUUAUCGACAGCGCUGGUCGAUAGCGUGGUAAAUCCGAUCGUGGAUGGCAUCGCUGAAAACCCGGAGGCCCUGAUGAGGCCAUCCUUCUUUGAUUCGUUACAAUUCCUGUUAAAAUGUUGCGCUGUAUUACCAUCCAAGAGCCUCAGCAAAAUCCUCGAUUUGAUUGUCUCCGGUCUCGCCGUCGAAGCGGAUAUCAUCCAUAGUGAUCUCGAGGCUGAUGAGCAGGAAGCGAUUCAGCAACACAAACAGUUGCUAGAGAUGUACGGCUUUCUUCUGCAAUGGGCGCUCUCUGCAGUGGAAGUAAAGGCUGCGGAGAAGCCUACAAGCACCGCUCCGGUCCGUCGAGGCCCUGGGAAGGCCGGGAAGCCGAGGACAGGCGUCAAAGAUGGCAACUGGGACUGGACGGCACAGAUCCAGAUCUCCAUGGAAACUAUGUGCAAGGUUUUGAAGCUCAAAUUGGGAAAGAUUUUCUUGACUACUUCUGAUCGCGACACCUUUGUGAAUCUGUUCACCCGUUCUGUAUACCUCCUCUUCGAGAACGAGCAGCGCGUAAAGAACAUGGCAAUUCGAAUGCAUGCCUUCAAAGUACUGUGCAUCGCAGUGAAGCACCAUGGCCAUGCCUUUGGGGCACAAACAUCAAUUGUGCAGAGCCUGACCUAUUUUGAACAUCUUUCAGAGCCAAUGGCCGAGUUCUUGCACAUUCUUGCAGAGCAAUACGAUCAUACUCAGCUAGCAGAUGAGAUCCUAAGGGAACUUGCAAACAAGGAGUUUAACUCCAAUGACACAAGAGGCCCGAAGUCGGUCUCCACAUUCAUCGUGAAACUGUCAGAACUUGCUCCCCGGCUUGUCAUUAAGCAGAUGACACUUCUAGCCAAACAGCUUGAUAGCGAGUCCUACACUUUACGUUGCGCCAUUAUCGAAGUCUGUGGAAACCUCAUCGCCGAUCUCAGUAAGGAGGACGAGAGGAGCGAGAACUAUAAAACUCAAAUCAAUGCCUUCUUUGAUGUUCUCGAGGAGCGGUUUCUGGACAUCAAUCCCUACUGCCGCUGUCGGGCCAUUCAAGUCUAUAUGAGACUCUGUGAGUUGGAGCAAAAGUUUCCCAAGCGCCGGCAAACUGCUGCAGAAUUGGCAGCAAGGAGUCUUGAAGACAAAAGCAGUAAUGUGCGAAGGAAUGCCAUCAAGUUGCUAGCGAAACUGGUAUCCACCCAUCCGUUCAGCGUCAUGCACGGUGGGCAGUUGUCCUAUAAAGAUUGGGCUGCCAGACUUGAGGCUGUUGAGGCUGAGCUGAAUGCUCUUAAACCUCCACCAGAGACACCUGGCCUAGGUGAAACUCAAGUUGACAGUGAACUGUUGGACGACGCGACACAGAUGCCGGAUGACUCUCCCUCAAAGGCCCCAAGAAUGACUGAGGAGCAGAAAGCCGCGGCGAUGCAAAAGGCAGCCGAGGAAGCCGCAACAUCGGAACUGCUCGCGAGGCUUCAAUUAACCAGAAAAUACUAUCUCGAGGCGAUUCGCUUUAUACAGGUUCUGCACUCGGCUUCACGAAUCGUGUGCCAGUUGCUCUCAUCUCGAAAUAAGAGUGAGGUGAUUGAAGCGAUGGACUUUUUCGUCGUGAUUGACGCGUACAAGGUUGAGACUGCACGGACCGGAAUUCGACGAAUGCUUCGACUCAUCUGGACGAAGGGAAACAGUGACGAAGGCAAAGGAGUUCAGACUCAUCUGAUUGACUGCUACAAGGGGCUUUUUUUCGAUGCACCUGAUUCCUUCAGUCCAAACGACGCGGCAAACUAUAUUGCUCGCAAUAUGAUCAGUCUCACAUUUGGUGCUACCCCCGCGGAGUUGACGUGUCUAGAACAGCUCCUCAGCAUGAUGAUGAAAGCAGGCCACAUAUCAGAUGCUGUUGUUGCAAAACUCUGGCAGGUUUACAGUGUGCAGAAGAGGGAGAUAUCAAAGACGCAGCGUAGAGGUGCAAUCAUUGUCCUCGGAAUGCUCGCUUUAGCCGAUCCAGAGGUCGUCGUGAAGGAGACCGAGGCAAUGCUGCGGAUUGGCCUCGGGAGCCUGGGGCGCUCUGAUUUGGUCCUCGCAAAAUAUACGUGUAUCGCGCUCCGGAGAAUGGCACCUGGACGGCAAGCAAAAAGCAAAGAUAGCGGUGUGGCAAAAUUGUCUAAUGAUCAUCCCGUGUUGGUGAAACUGGCUGCGAUGACAGAGAUCGCUUCGGAUAGUAAAGAAUGGUACGGGGUUGCAGAGCAGGCAAUUGGAGCCAUUUACGCGCUCUCGAAACAUCCGGACGUCCUCUGCUCCGACAUCAUCCGCCGAAAGACGAAGUUCGUCUUUCAGCCUCAUCUUCGCCAACCAUCCCCCACACAGACAAUCCCUGAGGGCGAUGAACAGCGUCCAGACACAGCGUCUACUGAUGGACAAUCGGCGAAGGCGAAGCCAACGUCCUGGGCCCUCUCACAGCUUCUCUUCAUCGUGGGCCAUAUUGCCAUCAAGCAGAUUGUACAUCUCGAACUUUGCGAACUCGACUUCAAGCGUCGAAAGGCCGAGCAAGAGAAGAACAAGCCGGCUAACGCGGCUGCGCAGAAAAAGGACGACCAAGCAGAUAAUGAGCUGGACUUGAUCGGUGGGACCACAGAAGAUGACUUCACUGAAGCCAUGGCUCAUAUCCGUGAACGUGAACUUCUCUAUGGAGAGAAUUCCUUACUGACUAACUUUGGGCCUUUGGUCACUGAGAUAUGUGCGAAUAGCAAUGCCUAUCCAGAUCGCAAUCUACAGGCAGCGGCCACUUUGUGCAUGGCUAAACUCAUGUGUGUGUCUGCGGAGUACUGUGAAAAGAACCUGCCACUGCUCAUUACCAUCAUGGAGCGAUCGGAGGACCCUAUUGUACGCAGUAAUGCUGUUAUCGCUUUAGGGGACAUGGCAGUCUGCUUCAACCAUCUUAUCGAUGAAAAUACGGACUUCCUUUAUCGUCGACUCAAUGACGAAGAUGCUUCUGUCAAGCGCACCUGUCUGAUGACACUCACCUUCUUGAUCCUGGCUGGACAGGUAAAAGUCAAGGGCCAGCUUGGCGAAAUGGCCAAAUGCUUGGAGGAUGGUGACAAGAAGAUCGCAGAUUUGGCGCGCAUGUUUUUCACUGAAUUGGCCACCAAAGACAAUGCGGUCUACAACCACUUUGUUGACAUAUUCAGUCUCUUGAGUUCUGAGAAGAAUAUGGAUGAAGGCGCUUUGAGACGAAUCAUUAAGUUCCUUGCUGGCUUUAUUGAGAAGGAAAAACAUGCGAAGCAGCUUGCAGAAAAGUUGGCAGCGAGGCUUGCACGUUGUGAAACAGAAAGACAGUGGAACGAUGUAGCUUAUGCCUUGUCUUUGCUGCCGCAUAAGAAUGAAGAAAUCACAAAGACAUUGAAUGCAGGUUUCAGAGUGGUCACUGCAAGCGCGUGA
Messenger RNA from Rasamsonia emersonii CBS 393.64, 3561 nucleotides. Its product is annotated as Condensin complex subunit 1. Gene Ontology annotation, molecular function: histone binding. Gene Ontology annotation, biological process: meiotic chromosome condensation; mitotic cell cycle; mitotic chromosome condensation. Bases 1 to 3561 code for a protein of 1186 amino acids. NCBI's taxonomy places the organism in Eukaryota, Fungi, Ascomycota, Eurotiomycetes, Eurotiales, Trichocomaceae. The transcript has 6 exons. Gene Ontology annotation, cellular component: condensed chromosome, centromeric region; nucleus. The record is from RefSeq and is a predicted model, not a curated record.